CAGGCUCCGGCCGCGGCCCCGCAGCUUCUCGCCGAGGCGGCGCGGCCUCCGCUCCCUCCCUCCUUGCCUCGGUCGCUGUUCGGCCCCGGCGCGAUGUCAGGCGGCGCGGCGAGCACCCCUAAGCCCCUCCCGUCCUCCGGGCCCAAGUCGCUGCGGGAGAUGCCGCAUCCCCUGGCCACGUCCAGCAGCGAGGAGAUGGGGCCGGCGCUUACCCCCAGCCCCGACCUGCUCCUGCCCCGCAGCAUCGCCGACAAGGAUCUCAGUCUGCCCAAUGGCACACCCGUGGACACUUCUAGCCCAGCCUCCUCCUCAUCUCUCCUUAACAGACUGCAGCUGGAUGAUGACUUCGAUGUGGAAACUAGAGACCUCUUUGUUACUGUUGAUGAUCCCAAAAAACACGUGUGCACAAUGGAGACAUAUAUCACAUACAGGGUUACGACAAAGACCACAAGAGCAGAGUUUGAUUUACCAGAGUAUUCUGUCCGUCGGCGGUACCAGGACUUCGACUGGUUGAGAAACAAGCUGGAAGAGUCUCAGCCAACACAUCUUAUUCCCCCUCUUCCUGAAAAAUUUGUGGUGAAGGGUGUUGUUGAUCGCUUUUCGGAAGAGUUCGUGGAAACAAGGAGGAAAGCAUUAGACAAGUUCUUGAAGAGAAUAACUGAUCACCCAGUGCUGUCUUUUAAUGAGCACUUCAACGUUUUUCUCACAGCUAAGGAUCUUAAUGCCUACAAAAAGCAAGGAAUGGCCUUGCUGUCAAAGAUGGGGGAGUCUGUCAAAUAUGUUACAGGAGGCUACAAAUUAAGAAGUCGACCACUGGAGUUUGCAGCCAUUGGGGAUUAUCUAGACACAUUCUCUCUAAAGCUUGGUACCAUUGACAGAAUAGCACAACGGAUCAUCAAAGAGCAGUUGGAAUACUUGGUGGAACUACGAGAAUAUGGACCUGUUUAUUCAACCUGGGGAGGGCUGGAAGUUGAGCUGUCAGAGCCACUGGAAGGAGUGUCUGCCUGUAUUGGGAAUUGCUGCACAGCUCUUGAAGAGCUCAGUGAGGACAUGACAGAAGACUUCCUACCUGUGCUUAGGGAGUAUAUAUUGUAUGCUGAGUCAAUGAAGAAUGUGUUGAAGAAAAGAGACCAAGUUCAAGCGGAGUAUGAAGCAAAACUGGAAGCAGUAGCCUUGAAAAGAGAAGACCGUCCAAAGGUACCCACAGAUGUUGAGAAAUGUCAAGACCGAGUAGAAUGUUUCAAUGCUGACCUGAAAGCAGAUAUGGAGAGAUGGCAGAACAACAAAAGACAAGACUUCAGGCAGCUACUAAUGGGGAUGGCAGAUAAAAACAUCCAGUACUACGAGAAGUGCCUUACGGCGUGGGAGUCAAUUAUACCACUAUUGCAAGACAAGCCAGAGACCAAAUAAGAAGUACCUUCAUGGACAGUCUAGCACUUCUAUGCUCAGUACCACUAGUCAUACUGGAGCUGUAUGGAGGACUCUUUUUGUUAAGUUAAUUGAAAUGACAGCUGCACUUAGUUUUUCAGAGUAUCUGUUCCAGCCUAUUUGAAUUUUUUUUCCUCAAUUUUUGUGUUUAAACUGGGGUAUGUUUCAUCUUUUUGAGUUAUCUUGAAUGGUUCCUUCUUUACCCUAUGGAGUGAUUGGGGUUCACAGUGAAAGUGCAUGGGGAUCUUGUUAAAAUUUACCUCUCUAGUCUGGAAGGAACUGAUGAGUGGAACACUAAAAAGAUGAAAAUAAAACUCUACUGCAAGGUGCCAAAUGACAUUUUUACUAUUCUGUUUUGUUUGCUUAAAAAAACCCAAACCAAUAAUUAUUUCUAUGAAAGAGUAGUCCCAAACCAAUCCUUAUCCUUUUUUUUUUUUUUUUAAUGGACAAGGAAAGGCUGGGAAAGAAUAUUUUCUGUUUUGCUACUGCUGUGUGCUGCCUCUGGAUGAAAUGGUCUCUGUAGACUUUUCUGUCUGGGAGUCAGGCUGGUUCUAGACAGACCAUACCAACACUAGCUGCAGAUAGCUGGUGAUGCAAGCAUGAACUGUGGUUUUUGUGAGUGUGGCAUGCUGUUGGGUCAUACUGAGUAUCUUUGUUUACCUUGGUGAUUAUGAAGUAAUGUCAGUUGACUGAAGUGUACUUGUGACUGACUUGGGGAUCAAAACCAGCCUAACAGCGGGAAUGAGUUGGACUGCAGCCUUUCAAGGGUUGUUUCUGGAAUGAGGGAGGAAGUAUGAGUCUGGUUUUUCCAAAGCUAGCUCUGGAAGUUGCAUGGUGAUCUCUUACACCAUGCUUUAUAUAUGGGUUUUGCUACAGCCACUUUAGGCUUGGUCACCUAAGAUGCCUGCUGUAGUAAAAGUAGAACUCUGCUUUCUCUCCUCCUCACACUUUCUUUGCAGCAGCCAAAAGCCAAGAGAUGUAAAAUGUUUCCUUCCACCAAGCAUCAGUGUGUGAAACUUGCCUUAAAUGGGUUGGUGAGGGAUAGAUGAGUACCCUAUUAGGUACACAGUGUUCAUACCUGUCUCUGCUGAACCACAUGGCAAGUCUUUUAGGACUACUUUUUGUCACAGAUCUAUUUUCUUUGUAGUUUUUGUUGCCCUUUAGAAUUGCAGCUGCUUCUGCAAGUCCCUUUUUUGUCCUUGCUCUUGCAGUCCAACCUCAAGUGAAUGCCUACUUGGUGUCAAUGGCCUUAGGAAUGCUGAUGUGAUUUAAACAUCCUAGUGAGAGGGGUUGGGGCUCCUAUGAGUGUAAUUCUGGGAUUUAGGGCAAUAAAUAACUCUGUGCUUACUGCAAAAUUUGAGUGAUUACUUGUUCUCUGGCAACAUUCUUGCAAAGAAUGUGAGCAGUAAUUCUUUCUGUGCAACUUCUCUGUUCUCCUGUAACAGCCUACCAGGUACUAGUCUGAUUUGGAAUUUAUUCCUUCGUAAACACAAACUGAACAUGCAGCCACCCUUCUCAGCCUGGUGGCUUUGUAGAACUCUCAAGAUCAGUUAUUGCAGCACUGUGGUAGCUGUCAGGCUAAUGAGAUGGUGUUCUCUGCAUGAAAAAGUAAAAAUAAGACAUUUUAAGAAAUUCUUUUUGGCUCAGCCUUCAAUGACAACUUUGUGGUACUAAGACUGUGUUCCUUGUUUUAAGGUCAGUUUGUCAAUAUGCACUUUUUGGUGUAAAUGAGAACUCUGUUUUAAGUUACCGUCAGGUUCAGAAUCACGGACUCCUUUUGUUCAGGGGAAGUACUUAAGGGGAUCAUCUUGAAGCAAUCUAGAAUAAGCACUUGCAUACUAUCUAACAGUCUGUCCUUCAGGGUUACAGUCUUCCCCAUUUUCCACCAAGAAAGAUAACAUGCUUUUUUAAUUAGUUCAUGUGGAAUAAAUGGAAUUUUGUAGCUGACUCUACAACAUCACUUAAGCAAAAUAUAUUUUGAACUAAUAUUUAGUCAGUCUUCCCACCAUUUUAUUAAAAUAAACAGCACAAGAUGAGUAGAAAGAAUGGUGUUUUUUUCCUACAGGUUGUUUCAUCUGAUGCCUUACAAUACUAAGGGACUCUUCCUGCUUUGCUUUAUGUCAAACUGAAGUGGGUGUUGCUUCUGGGCAAUUUAGCAAUUAAUAUGACAGCUGUUCAUGAAAAGUGUAGUGGAAGUGGAGAGUACCAAAUGAAGUUCAAGUCAACGUGUAACUGUUGAGGCUGGAGCUGCUGAAGAUCAGGAUAUCUUGCGUGAUCUGGACCAAAACAUCUUAAGCUCUUACAAGGGAAGUAAAACUUGGCAUUCAAAGGAGAAGCCCGCUGAAAGAAUUGCUGCAGUGUAAUAAGAGUGUGCAUAGGUGGGUCUCAGUUCCUACAGGCUGUGUAGUUGGUCUAUUCUUAUGAAGAGCUGUUGUAAAUCACAGGGUGACUGAGGGAGAGGCUGUGGAUGAGGUGGGGGUAGGAUCCUGACCUUGAUGUUUGGGGCACCAUGCCAGUCAGGAAAACUACAAAAGUUGCAGGAAAUUCUGGUAAGAUGUGCAGAGUGACACUUGUGUGACAUAACUGCUGUUGGAGGGAGGUUGAGUCCUGAACUGAAACUCUUAACAUGUUGUCCUGUAAUCCUUAUAGAAGUCUUUACUUUGGAUUCCACACUUCCCUGAGAGAAACAGAAGAUUUUUGGUAAAGGGAAGCAGGAAUAGUGCAGGUGCUUCAUAUUUUCUGUAACUGGUUGAGUGUUAAGUCACUUAAGAUGACUCUCUGCACAUGGACCAAAAUGGCACCAAAAGUAGUUGGCACCCUUUUUAUGAGCUUGUGGUUCUUUCAGCAGUCCCAGUUUUCCUCAUAGUCCAUAGCCAGGGCAAGGUUCUCUCAGCGGAUGCAUAAUUCACUGCUGCCCCGUUACUUCUGUAUCAUUUCUGUGGUGUUUGUUUCUUCUCUUAAGUGGCACCAGCACAAUAAAGAAAGCACUGAGAUCUUUUCCGUGUGCUCAGUAAUGGACCAUGCAUUGUUCAUGUAUACCUUUAUCAGGUUCUAAUUCUUGCAAUAAACAUAGAUGUUGAAACAUCAUGGCUUUUUCAGGUAUACAUUGGAAAAUGGAAAGGUAAUAUGUGUAGCUCUAAAGACAAACAGUUUUGUUAUGAAUUGUUAUUAAAGUUGUUUUUAGUUGUUAUUAAAGAAUGAAGUAUGAUUCUUCACUGAAAUCUGCUUGGAUUUUUGCUGCACUAAAACUUGUGCAAAGGAUAAAGUAGUGGAGUAACUGAUAGCAACAAAGCAUGAGUGGCAGAGAGAGUUCUGUGGAAGUACUGUGUAGCAGCCUUGAAGCACUGGCUCUGCAUAGCCUGUUCAUGACACAUACUGCUUUCAGGUGUCAGUCCUGCAGAUGCAAGGGUACAAAAGAAUUCUUUCCCACAUCAGCAGAUGUCCAUUAUCUAACACAAGCCAUGCUUUUGUUAAAACUUGCACAAUUUAACUGGAUAUCGUUAUGAUUACUGUUGCAGACUGUUGAAAAUCCUUGUCCUGAUAACCACUGAACAAAACUGUAUAGACUAAAUUAGCUCAUUAGAUGUUCUGUCAUUUUAAAUUCUGAAGGUAGAAUAUUCUUUCCUUGGGUAUAUUAACUUUUACUACACCAAUACAUAGGGAAAGUGAACACUUGUUCUACAGGCAAGUUGCUACUACGUGUUGGAUUUUUUUUUUUUCCUCUUGUGAAGUAAAACUGGGGAUCACAGGAAUGAAUUUGCCUUCUGGCAGAUUGAAUGUGGCAUUUAAAACUAUUUGGGAGUGCUGUUGAAACAACUUACAAACUAAAAUGGCAGUGCUUAAUUCUGUGCUUAGCACUUGAAAGUCUUGCUGAAGUAUCUGAGUUGUAGAAGUACUUUGCAAUGAACUGGACAAGUUUUAAGGUUGCAUGCCUAAAGCACAUUAAAUUUGCAGAAAAUAAUGAACUUUCCAAAGAGGUGUAAGUAGAUCAUCUUUAUGUAAAUGGCAUGCUAAAACAAUAAAGGCUAGUCACUGUCCUAGAUUGCUUUGAAGGUCUAUGCUUUGAAGCUAAACCAUUUCCUUAACCCUGGUGCUGGUAUCCAUACCUUCAGAUUAAGCUGCAGUGUUGUGGCCAGUGCAAUAUUCCCACUGGACAAGGAGACAGAUUAGUGAGGGCCAGUCUUACAAUAAGAGCAUAAGAGCCAAAGGGCUUGUGUCUACAGUACACAGAAAUAAAGAAGCACUGUCCUUGUUCUUGCUUCUCUGUGCCUGCAUCCCUCUGUUGCUCCCUAAGGUCUGGAGAGAUGGGCUGUGCAGGUGAAGGCAAGCUGGCUGUGAGCUUCACACAUUGUGUUGAAGGUGUCAGUGAUGGGGACCAAAACGGUGCUGGUUCCUUGUCCAGACUUUUCUACUUUCACUCUAUAAACCCACUCACCAGAACUAGAGUCACUGUUCAUACCAUUAAAAUACAAAAUGAAAGCUGUGAAAAGACUUGUCUCUGUGUGAAUUAGCUAGUAAACAAUGUAAAAAUGGGAAGGAGGCAUUUGCGUCCCGUACAUGGUCGAAUCUGGCAACUAGGCUCUUGUUCAGACUCGCAGGCUAUGAAAUGUUGUCUUGCCUUCUGGUGCUGGCAUGUUUCUAUACCCUUUCAUAUAUCUCUUUAAAUAUACUUUGUGCAUUGUUUACUAUGGAGCUAGUAUUGAUGGAGAAAAAUGCUUUGAGGUAAAACUGUUUGUAAUUCUCUAUUAGUGUGUACAUUUUUUAAAUGCACCAUUUGUUUACCUCAAUUAAUUUAAUGGAAUGGACCAAUAAAUGUAUUAAAAGAUGACUCCUUUA
Messenger RNA from Catharus ustulatus (Swainson's thrush), 6264 nucleotides. It is a transcript of the gene SNX30, whose product is annotated as sorting nexin family member 30. The transcript is spliced from 9 exons. Gene Ontology annotation, molecular function: phosphatidylinositol binding; protein binding. NCBI's taxonomy places the organism in Eukaryota, Metazoa, Chordata, Aves, Passeriformes, Turdidae. Gene Ontology annotation, cellular component: cytoplasm. The coding region runs from base 94 to 1410 and encodes 438 amino acids. The record is from RefSeq and is a predicted model, not a curated record.